Messenger RNA from Drosophila navojoa, 1149 nucleotides. RefSeq lists its product as uncharacterized. Gene Ontology annotation, molecular function: FAD binding; 2 iron, 2 sulfur cluster binding; iron ion binding. The record is from RefSeq and is a predicted model, not a curated record. Lineage: Eukaryota; Metazoa; Arthropoda; Insecta; Diptera; Drosophilidae.
GACAAUGCAUUGCUGGAGCAGGUAUUCGACAAGCUGUCGACGCUGCUGCAACCCGAUGAGGUGCUGCCGGACGCAUCGCCAGACUAUCGCCGCAAGUUGGCCUGUGGACUGCUGUACAAGUUUGUGCUGAAGGCCGCUGCUCAGCGUCAACAGACUCUGGGUAGUCGGCAGGUAACUGGAGGGUCCUUGUUGCAGCGACCCGUGUCUAAGGGACAGCAGAGCUUCGAGACCUUCGAGCAACAUUAUCCAGUGACGAAGCCCACCGAAAAGCACGAAGGACUCAUUCAGUGCUCGGGCGAGGCGACCUACGUCAAUGAUCUACCCACGCAGCACAAUCAGCUGUGGGCGGCCUUUGUGACGGCAAAGCGUGUUGGAGCUGUGGUUAGCAAGGUGGACACGUCGGCUGCUUUGGCGUUGCCUGGCGUGGUGGCCUACUUGGAUGCCAAGGACAUUCCUGGACCCAAUUCGCUGCGGCCCAAGACAACAGAUGACUUCUUUUUCCCGCAGGAGGAGCAGCUCUUCGCCACGGGCGAAAUCAAGUUCUAUCACCAGCCCAUCGGCAUGGUGCUGGCAACAUCGAAUGCCCUGGCUCAGCGUGCCGCCGAGCUUGUUGAGCUCAGCUAUGAGGGCGGUGCCAAGGAGGUGCUGCCCAGCAUGAAGCAUGUGCUGGACUCUGCUGCAUCUGGAGAUCGCAUUCUUCACCCUGUCAAAUCAAUGCACGACAAGCUGCACCUGAAUGUUGCCCACGAUAUCAAGGGCAGUGGAAAGUUGGACUUGGGACUGCAGUACCACUACUUCAUGGAGCCACAUUCGACGGUGGUAGUGCCUUUUGAGGGUGGCCUUCAGGUCUACGUGGCCACGCAGUGGAUGGAUCUAUCGCAGGAUGUAAUCGCGAAUGUCCUGCAGCUGAGGUCCAAUGAGGUGCAGGUGAAGACUCGUCGCAUCGGCGGUGGGUACGGGGGCAAGGCGACGCGUUGCAAUAUGGCUGCAACGGCUGCUGCGGUCGCGGCCCAUAAGCUGAAUCGUCCAGUGAGAUUUGUGCAGUCGCUGGAGUCCAUCAUGAAUACCACGGGCAAACGGUGGUCCUUCCACUGCGACUAUGACUUCUAUGUGAAGGCCAAUGGCAAGAUUGUAGGCAUCGAGAGUCGA